AUGAAGGAGGAACGGAUAACACCAACAGUAGAGGAGCAGCAGGUGUUACCAGUCGCAGUACUUGAUCCAUGGAUGCAACCCAUAGUGGCAUAUUUGGCGGACGGAGUCCUACCUGAAGGACGUACCGAGGCGGCUAAGCUAGUUCGAAUUUCCUCAGUUUACUCACUAAUAGAGGGAGCACUGUACCGGAAUUCAGUCACACACCCAUGGUCUAAAUGCAUAUCACUAGAAGAAGGAAGCUACAUCCUUCGGGAAAUCCAUGAAGGAGAAUGUGGAGCUCACGUGGGCGCAGUCACUCUAUACAGGAAAGCAAUGUUACAGGGAUUUUAUUGGCCCACGAUGAAAAAAGACGCUGAAGAAAUGGUCAAGAAGUGCGAUAAAUUCCACCCUUGGCCUUUCAUGAUCUGGGGAGUAGACAUACUGGGACCUUUUGUCCCAGCGAGAGGACAGGUAAAGUUUAUAGUCGUCGCAGUCGACCAUUUCACCAAGUGGAUAGAGUCAAAAGCAAAACAAAACCACACAUUAACAUGUCACAGGUUCGGCACUCCACAUGCCCUAGUCACAGACAACGGGAAGCAAUUUGACUGCGCCAGCUUCAGAGAUUUCUGCACUGGGCUAGGAAUUCUCUUAAAAUUCUCCUCAGUAGCACACCCGCAAACCAACGAACUAACAGAAGUCACCAACUGCACCAUCCUUUCUGGAAUAAAGAAGAGGCUAGGAGACUUAAAAGGGAGAUUGAUUGAUGAGCUUUAUCAUGUGGUCUUAGACGAAGAUCACAACGAGGAGUCCCUGAGGCUAUGCCUGGACCUCCUCGAAGAAAGAAGACAGCAGGUAGUAGUCCGAGCUGAGGCAUAUCGCAGGCAGAUGACCAAGUACCACAACGCCCGAGUCAAAGAAAGAAAAUUCGAAGAAGGAGACUUAGUCCUGAAGAAGGCAGAAAUUGGAAGAGGAGCCGCCGGAGUUGGAAAAUUAGAGGCCAACUGGGACGGUCCAUAUCGCGUAGUAGCAGUAGUCGGCAAGGGAGCAUACAAAAUAGCUCACCUAGAUGAGACUCCAUUACCCCGGACUUGGAAUGUUGAAAAUCUGAAGCUAUACCUUCAGUAA
Messenger RNA from Mercurialis annua (annual mercury), 1104 nucleotides. RefSeq lists its product as uncharacterized. The transcript has 4 exons. The coding region runs from base 1 to 1104 and encodes 367 amino acids. Gene Ontology annotation, molecular function: nucleic acid binding. Lineage: Eukaryota; Viridiplantae; Streptophyta; Magnoliopsida; Malpighiales; Euphorbiaceae. Gene Ontology annotation, biological process: DNA integration. The record is from RefSeq and is a predicted model, not a curated record.